This is a messenger RNA of Wyeomyia smithii (pitcher-plant mosquito), 1038 nucleotides long. RefSeq lists its product as uncharacterized. The record is from RefSeq and is a predicted model, not a curated record. Lineage: Eukaryota; Metazoa; Arthropoda; Insecta; Diptera; Culicidae. The transcript has a single exon. Bases 1 to 1038 code for a protein of 345 amino acids. Gene Ontology annotation, molecular function: nucleic acid binding.
AUGGAGAAAGGACAAUCGGCAGCACUCGAAAUACAAUGGUCAUUUAACCCACCCGCAGCACCACAUUUCGGCGGUGCAUGGGAACGUUUAAUAAAAAUCAUAAAGACUUCCUUGAAAAAUAUGUUUAAGAGUUGUAAAAUGCCUACACCAGAACUACUAAGAGCCGACUUCAUCCAGGCAGAGUUUCUGCUAAAUUCCAGACCGCUUACUCAUAUACCGCUCGAAACGUUCGACGAUGAAGUUCUAACACCGUUUCACAUAUUGAUCGGACGAGCAGGAGAACAUGUAUCCCCAAUUGCACCAACAGUAGAUGGAUUUAAUAAAGAACAAUGGAAGCUAGCGCAACACUACGGACAACUCUUUUGGGAUCGUUGGAAAACAGAAUAUUUCCCAACAUUAAUAAAAAGAAACAAAUGGACCGAGGAGAUCAUUCCACUCGAAGAAAACGAUAUCGUCAUCAUCACAGACGACAACGUACCAGCUGGAAGAUGGUUGAAGGGGCGUAUAAUAAAAACAUACCCCGAUAAAGAUGGACAAGUCAGAAAGGCUGACAUACAAACGGAAAAGGGCAUUAUAAAAAGAGCAGCGACGAAAAUAGCGGUUCUCGACGUUACACAGAAGGAGAAACCAGAAGACGCUCAACAUCUCCCAUCAACGAGCAUGCCGGAACAACACGUCAUGAUGAUACACAACAACGUUAGCAUCAAGGACAACGUAAUCAACAACAGCAAUAACAGCAACAACAACUCCAAUCAAAACAACGACAAGGUCAUCAAUACGAAACGUAAACUAGCGGACGAAAAUUUCUCUAACUGGGGAAAAAGAAAUAAACUGGAUAUUGACAAAAUUAAGGAACUAAGAGACCAACAUCUAAAGAAACAUCCACCCCGAACUAUACCAGAACGAAAUAAGCGGAUCAAACCAUGCAGUUGGAUUAAGGCACUUCUACUCAGCACCACGUUGUUAUCAAUCAUAUCUCCAGCAACAUCUCUAAGAAUUCAGCCGAUCAACAAGGACGGUCUUAUAUUUCACCAUUAA